AUGCAAUUCUACAUCCCAGCUAUUGUUGCUCUUCUCGCCGGCAGUGCCGCUGCGCAAACUCCUCUUACGACAUGCCCCUUCAAUGGAGGACGUAUUCCGUUCGGCCAGUACGUCUGUACAGGCAGGGCAAUUGCUCCAAUCGGUUGGGCCUGA
Messenger RNA from Sclerotinia sclerotiorum 1980 UF-70, 153 nucleotides. RefSeq lists its product with no specific name. Bases 1 to 153 code for a protein of 50 amino acids. Lineage: Eukaryota; Fungi; Ascomycota; Leotiomycetes; Helotiales; Sclerotiniaceae. The record is from RefSeq and is a predicted model, not a curated record. The transcript has 2 exons.